This is a messenger RNA of Protopolystoma xenopodis, 306 nucleotides long. The record is from the annotation of a GenBank genome assembly. Lineage: Eukaryota; Metazoa; Platyhelminthes; Monogenea; Polystomatidea; Polystomatidae.
AUGAGCCAUCUGAUAUUCAUCUUCCGAGGUCUUCAAGAAAAGGGCCCAUUUUAUGACGGCGGAAACACACAUAAAAAGGCUUAUUCAACAGGCCAAACUAUCCUAUCCAUGAAUAGACACUUCGGCCGGCCAAAGUUGUCGCAUCAGAGGCUAGCAACACGGCACCAGGCAGCACAACACUUCCAGACACGUGCUGUCGGUGCAGCCGAGCAAGGCCUGAGAGGUACCGGACCGUCCCCCGAAAUGGGUCCCAGAGACGGCCACCCGCACCCCAUGCUCAUCCGGUGCCGCAAGUCAGCGUCAUGA